CCCAUGUCGAGUACGCGACGGAGCUCUCGCGGCGGCGACGACUCUGUUCGUUCCCUCUUUUCGUCGUCGGCCUUGCCACUGAACUAUGCGCCUCAACGCCAGCCUCAGUCAGCAAUCGGACGCUGGACAAAAGACACACGCGCGUCGACACCAAACCGAACCGAAACGAACGCACAUGGCGCCGACGACGGCGCCCCCGGCAGCCACCGCCCCCAAGAGGCCGUCCAACGCCACCUCCACCAGCUCCAAGGGCAAAAUGGUUCGCCAGGGUCAGGAGCGACCCUGCGCAGAGGCCACGAUGCUCAUCCGAAAACUAGCUCAGCUGGGACGCGAAAGGAACGCGUGCGAAUUGCGCCUCUUCGCCCUCCUCUCGCUCAAGACUUGUUGUAGGCAUGGCACGCUAGCCGUCGCUCUGGAUCUAGAAAGGGAGACACUGGGACAGCGGCUCCGCAUGAAGAGCUCGCUGUGCGACGACCUCGAGAACCAGCUUGUGCAGGUUCUCGAGAAAAACACAGAGCUGGCUAUACAAAACACGGACCUGCAGAAGCAAGUGCAGAAGUUGCAGUUUCAUGGCGAUCAGAAGACUGCUACAGCAAACCCUAUCAACUUCAACACUUCCAGCAUGUCCGAGUCGGAGAGACUCGAUUCUAUACUUAAGCAAAUGCGCGAGGCCGCCGAAAGACGGAAGGAGCUAGAACGGGAACACGCCGAUGCGCUUGCACAACUCCGCGAUAAACAGGCUGAGGUACAAAGACAACAAAUGCCUGUGAGACAUGUGACGGCCGAGCCGACGGCCGACUCCUCCAAAAAGGGAUACGAGACUGUGGAGGCACUUCAGUCAAAGAUCCGCGAGCUGGAGAAAAAGGCGGAACUGCAGAACGUGCGGCACGAGGAGCUGCUGCUAGAGAUGGCCGCGAUCAAGCGCACAAACCAACAGGCGCAGGGCGGCGUCGGGGCGCCGCCGUCGGCGCCGCUGACGCCGACCUCGCCGUGGAAGACGAAACUGGGUCAGGUGACGUGCGAGUUGUCGCCGUCCGAGUCGGCGUCCAGCGUUGGUGAGUUCAAGCGGGCGGAACUGGCGGCCCUGUUCCAGCACAAUGGCGGCAGCACUCCCAGUAGCACCACCACCCACCAUCCCACCACUACCCUCAACAGCACGGCGCUGCAAGCAGCAGCUCUGUACCAAGCGGCUGAGGCUUCAAGACUGCAUGACGAGUCGCAUUGCUUUGCCUACCACUCAGCAUGCCUCAGGCCACUUAGCAGUAAGCAUCAUCAAUCCCCAUUUGCAGCCCCCGCGGUCGCUCCCGCCGCCUCCGCCGCGCCCACCCGGCCCCCGCAGCAGCACGACACCGAAAUUGACCGCAUUAUGGCUAAAAUAGAGCAGGAUAACCGUAUAUUGGCCGAGCUAGAUAAGUCUAGGUCCACGGUCCAGCACCAACAACAACAGCAGCAGCAGCAGCAGCAACAGCAGCAGCAAACCUCAGCCGGCGAUUUGGCGUACGUGAUGCUGGAGCCACCCCCGCGGAGGCACGCUCUGCUGCCUCCGACGCCGUCCAGAAGGAGGCGGCACCACUCGAGGGUGCCGAGGGUCACCUUCGCGAACGGAGCUGAGUCUGCGGCGUGCAGGGCGGCUCCCUACCCCCCUGGCGUGAAUCCCUCGGCCGUCGAGUACCAGCCGGCGCUCAGCGCCCAAAUGAUGAUCCUCAACCCGCAGACGGGCACCCUGGUGCCCCAGGGGCCUCUGACUGCCGCACAAAGCCACAUGCUGUCAAACCCUGCCGCCGGCCUCCUUUCCCAGGCCGGACCCGCCGGCCUAAUGGGCCAGCAGUCGACGGCCGGCCUCCUGCCCAACACGGCGUCCGCCGGCCCCUUCCACCAGCAGCAGGGGCUCCUCGGCACGCAGCUGGGCGGGCCCGCGUCGGCGCCCCUCUCCAUUUCGAGAAUCAUGCCCAAAGUGCCGGCCAUGGCCACCCUGCCGCCAAUCUUCAGCACGCCGCAGUUCGCGAUUCACGACGGCACAGGUUUGAUGAAUGGUGGCAUUUUGGGCCCAGCUGGGAUGCUGACUGACCAAAUGAUCACUGACAACAAACUCCUGGACAUGCUGGACAUUCCAGGAAAAGGCAGAUGUUACGUCUUCAUGGCAAAAUAUACGUACGACCCGUUCACCCAAUCGCCGAACGACCACCCUGAGGCUGAAUUGGCGGUGAACGCUGGCGACUACCUGCUCGUCUGGGGCAACAUGGACGAGGACGGCUUCUUCGAUGGCGAGACGCUGGACGGCCGACGCGGCCUCGUGCCUUCAAAUUUUGUGCAUAAGCUGAUCGGUGACGAGCUGCUUGAGUUCCACCAAAUGGCCGUCUUGGGGAUUGCAGGGGGCCCUGAGGAGCCCCACUCGACCUCCAUCCCCCACGGCAUUGAAAGUGCAGAAUUCGACGCUGUUGAAGAUAUGCAACUGUACAGGCAAGCGAGUCCGGCGGGCAGCCUACGCGCCAAAUUCCCCAACAAAAUGCAAAAUGCGUUCGACAGGGCGAAGCGCGUGCUGUCAGGCUCACACGGCGACCUGCCGCUCAUCACUUUGCAGGCGCCGUCACCUGAGCACGUUCCCUCGCCGGCACCACCCGACCCUUCAGAUGGAACGUACGUGAAACGCCUUGGCCCCGAGUACAGUUACCUGGAGCUACAGGACAUCAUGGAGGACGAAGAAGAAAUGCCUCUGGGCGAGGGUCCAGACGCGCUUUUCUUCUCGGUGCUAGUGCCUCCCCCGAAACAACUCACCCUCGAGAGGCAGCUCAACAAGUCCAUCCUGAUCGGCUGGAACGCGCCCGACUGUCCGCCGGGCACCAUCGACUGCUACCACGUUUACGUCAACGGCGUGCUCAAGACCACCGUCAAGGCUUCCGAGAGGACCAGGGCCCUCGUAGAGGGCGUCGACUCAAACAGGCCGCACAGAAUCAGCGUGCGGUCAGUGACCCCAAACCGGCGGACGUCGCGGGACGCUGCCUGCACAAUGGUGGUGGGCAAGGACGUGCCCCUCGGCCCGACCACGGUUAGGGCGUCCAACGUGACUAGCAGUUCGGCGGUCAUCUCGUGGCUCCCCAGCAACUCAAACUGCCAGCACUCGGUCUGCGUCAACAACGUAGAGGUGCGCACCCUCAAGCCCGGAGUCUACAGGCACACAAUCACAGGACUGGCCCCCAACACAACCUAUAGAGUGACGGUACGGGCGAAAGCGAUCAGGGCGCCCUACUUUGAUGAAAAAUCGAGCAACUUGCGGGACGACCGGCUGGCGUGCCACAUCGACUUCCGGACGCUUCCAAAAGCCCAGCCCAUAGCGCUAACCAAAUACUCUGUGUUGCAUGCGGCGACUAAAGGCACCAAAGGUCUUCCUGACCCACCUGUUGACGUGCAAGUGGAAAACGGACCGCAGGACGGCACCAUGCUGGUCACCUGGAUGCCCGUGGCCGGUUCAGGGGCGCCAGUGACUGGAUACGCUGUUUACGCCGAUGGCAAAAAGGUCACUGAUAUCGACAGUCCAACAGGUGAUCAUGCGUUGAUAGACAUAGUGAAGCUGGUGGGACUGAACCCCAAGCAAGUGACCGUGCGCACCAAAUCAAGAGACGCUCAGUCAAGUGAUAGUUGUCCGACCUCCAUUCCGCCGCACGUACUGAGAGGCCAGGCAAGAGGAAACCAAAAAGUGAGCUUCUCUGAAUUGAAUUCGAGUAGAAAGUUGACACCUGCAAAUCAGGACAUGGGCAUGAGAGCACAACCUGAAAAAUACGGUCGUUACAAUCCGCACUCCGCCAUGCCCGCCCACAUGGUGAGAAACCGAGGGGGCCGGCAGCAGGUCAUCAUGGACACUGAGGAGAACCUGAGUGACAAAGAAGUGUACCCGCCCACCCACAUGAAUAUCCCCAGUAUAGAAAUCACCAAGGACACAAACAGUGAAAACUUCAGCGAGGACGACUUCGACCGGCGACGCAACUACGCUCCCCGCUCGCACAUGGAGCGCGGCCGGCCGCCCCCGCCGCCCCACAUGGGAGGCAGCAACUCGCGCCACCCGGACGACUUCUACGGAGGCGAGGGUCGGGGCCGCGACCCCCGGCUCUACCGCGGCGUCCCCGGCCACGAUUACCGCGGCCGGGGGGCAGGUCCGCCGCUGCAGGGCGCCCGCCGGGUGCGCUGGUUCGUCGCCCUGUUCGAUUACGACCCUACCACCAUGUCGCCCAACCCCGACGCCUGCGAGGAGGAGUUGCCCUUCAAUGAGGGCGACGUCAUCAAAAUCUACGGGGAGAAGGAUGCGGACGGCUUCUAUUGGGGCGAGUGCCGCGGCCGCAGGGGCUACGUCCCCUACAACAUGGUCAUGGAGACCAAUGACUAUAAGGGCGAAGGUGGUGGUGGCCCAGUGAGUCACAGAGGUAGGGCGGACAGAUGGGGUGAUAUUUACGCAAACAUGCCAGUGAAAAAGAUGGUCGCCCUUUACGACUACGACCCCCAAGAGCUGUCGCCAAACGUUGAUGCCGAGGUGGAACUGUCGUUCAAGACAGGCGACGUCAUCUACGUGUACGGAGAUAUGGACGACGACGGCUUCUUCAUGGGCGAGUUGGACGGCGUGCGUGGCCUCGUGCCGUCCAACUUCCUCGCCGAGUCCACCGACCUGGACCACAGGCAGGGUAGGGGUCCCGGGCCGGGCGCCCGGGGCCCCCCGCCGCCGCCCAGAGGGCCGACCGACCGACGGAGAGCCGAGGGGCCACGUAGAGGACAGGACCCUCGAAUGAGAGGCGGCGUGUCGCCUCGGAGAGGUGGUAAUCUGCGCGACAUGGAGCCGGCGAUGCCCUCUGCGACGACGCCUCCGCAGUCGACGCCGACGACGGCGGCCCCUCCGCCGGUGGCGCCGAAGAAGGGCCUGCCGGCCGUCGUGCCCGAAUUCGUGAUCCCGACCAAAGAGUCGCCGACGGCGGCGACGGCGGCGCCCAAGUUCCCAGAGGCGCCCAACUUCAUGCAGAAGUUCACCGAAAUCACCGGCGGCGCCGCCGCCGAGGGGGAGAACCUCAUCUCCAAAGGGAAGGAACUCAUCUUCAAGAAGUUUGGCCUGGGCAACUGAGACGACGACGCAUAUCAUCACCACACACGGCGCAUUUAGAUCGAUUCCUGCCAAUGGCUCCCUCUGGUUGCGUGUUUUUGUGUGUGUGUCCGACCCCGUCUGAUGCAGGUCGGCGAUUGAAUGAUUUACUGCUUGUUUGUUGAGAAUGCGCGCGCACAAAAAGACUUGUAGAUCGAGUUGUUGUUGUUCUUGUUGAGUGAUGAGGCCAAACUAACUGACUAACACGCUGUCUUUCCUACUCUUGUGUCUGCGUGCCGACGCCGCCACCUCCAGGCAUCUUCACAAAUUUCCUGUUCCGUUGAUUUUCGUGCAACAAUUUGUGUUGUAAUUCAGAGUUCUAAAUCAAGGCAAUCACGAAAACAUUUUGGUCACAAAUUGAUUAACAAAAUAAUUUUUCAAGCUUUUCUUCCAAGGCGAGUGCAUGCAAUCAAAUGGCAACGUGAUACCAAAAUGUAUCCUGGCCCUGUCUAUUAGACUGAAUUUUUAAUUUUUGGUUUCCAUCUACGAUGUUGAGAGAAAAAUAAGAAAAAAGUGCAAGUCUAAUGCAAAAUGAAAUGAUUGCCGGAAUUUGAAACUCGCGAUUACAUCAAGUUUUUAUGAAGAGAGUGGAGAUCGUUUUCAAGCAUUCAAAGUUGUGAAAAGUGAGACUUCUUGCGUUCUAAAAUAUCAUUCAAAGCUUCAAAGUAAUCACUCUCCGAAAGUAAAAACUACUGACACCAACUCUAAAAAACUAGCGAUCUCCGCUCUCCUGUCUCUACUAGAAAAAAUUACUUCAAUUUCCACGAUCAGUCGCUGCGAUAAUGAUGGUGGUAGAGUUAAAAGUUUCAAGAGCUCCCUUUAUUUGAACAAUUCGACUUUGAGCACAACGAGAGUGAGAUAUUGUGUGCUUUUCCAACUUGAUAAAUGAUCACUGCCUUUUCUUUUACCUCUAACGACUGACGGUUAGUCCGAAAAACUAUAGUAGUGUUUGAUACAAAUUUGAACGGUUGAUUUGAAAAGAAUAUGAAAAACGUACCUGGCGCUGCAGAACAUCUUGUAAAUUUAAAUAUUGCUUUUUAUACGUUGGAGCGUGACUUUGCUCCGCAAUAACUUAAGCCAAGAGAAGCAUCUUGAUAGUAGUUAAAACAAUCAGAGAGACAAAAAAUUCAUCAAACCUUGAUUUCCCGAACAGAAAAUCCGUUUGCCACGUGUAAAAAAUUAACAUUUUUCUUGGAGUCCAGCUUUAUCAUUGAGACUAAGAAGAAGCCGAUCCUCGCCCCGAUUUUGACCUCCCAGAUGCCAACGUUUGGGUUUUAAAGUCCCAAGUGUUGGAGAUUGUACUAUAAAAUUGUGUUCUUCCAAUUACUUCUAAACAAAAAAUCUUAAAAUUAAGCAUUAAGCGACAAGAGGUUUGAAUGAAAGUGUGGAAAUGCAAGGACCACAAACUUGUACGCGAGAUUUCACCCAAAGCGCCUGGAAGUGGUGGCCGGAGGCCUCUUUGCAUACAUAGAUGUAAUUGUUUGCACUGCAAAUGAUGCAGAAUUGUUGAGACGACAAAACUUACAAAUCAUUGAAUUAACUAUAUCACGUACACACGGCCUGUCUACAAUAGAGAAGUGUUUCUCUCGCGUGUGCAUCAGGUCAUAUUCAUAUUAUUAUCGAAGAAAAAGAAAAAAGGAAACCGCGCGUGCUGCAUCGAUAGCCAACAAAACUGUGUAACGGCGUAUUAUUGGACAAAA
This is a messenger RNA of Cloeon dipterum, 6819 nucleotides long. It is a transcript of the gene Rbp, whose product is annotated as RIM-binding protein. Gene Ontology annotation, molecular function: protein binding. Lineage: Eukaryota; Metazoa; Arthropoda; Insecta; Ephemeroptera; Baetidae. The coding region runs from base 86 to 5101 and encodes 1671 amino acids. The record is from RefSeq and is a predicted model, not a curated record. The transcript is spliced from 25 exons. Gene Ontology annotation, biological process: neuromuscular synaptic transmission.